UGAAAGUCUGGGAUGUUCGACAUCAUCUGAAGGCAUCCCAUAAUAUCACACAGAGAUGACGUCAUCAGUGCAUGAACAUGUCAGAUGAAAAGAAUUUUUUUAAAAAAGGAAUCUUGGUCACGGAGGGAAUAUUAUACAGCCGUGAAAAAGGAAUGGAACCCUGACAGCCCCUGUUACUGUCUGCGUCCCCACUGUGUGCUCAAGGCUCAUCCUCCCAUUCGUCUCCUCCCUCCCCCUAUCCCUAGUCAUGUGGUGCUUAGCACUGAAUCCUGCAGGUCCUGACCCUGGUCUUGGUCUGUUGCAUCCCCAGGUCCAGCUCCACGCUGUGGCCCUGCUGGAGUUCCUCUUCCUCCUGUUCCUUCUGAUUGGCACAUCCUGUGGAGGAGACCAGCACCUGGGCCUGCACUCAGGCAGAGGUCGGGCUGGGCGCUUCCGUGACCCGGUGACAGCGAGUCCGCCCUGUGCUGACGUUGCAGCCCGAGGUGGAGACUCGCCGGUCGUGAACCUGACGCUCGACGUCCGGAGGAAAACGCUGACGUGGAAUUACGAGACCCACGUCACGCGUCACACAUGCAACGUCACCACCCGCGUGGACCCCUCCACGGUCACUGAGCCUCUGCUCCGCGGCGGCUCGUGGCUCUGCUGGUUUCCGAACGCGCGGUUCCACGGAGGCGCGGUGCUGACGGUGGGCGGCGAGACCGAGGACGGCAGAGCGUUCGAGGAAGUCCUCUUCUUCCACAACUCAGGGAAGGAAGGGUCCGGGGCCGUGAACUUCUCCUGCGUCAUCUACGACAUCCGGUUCAUGAACUGCACGUGGGCGCCGGGCCCCGCGGCGCCCGUGGACGUCCAGUACCGCCUGUGUGCUUGGUUGUCCAGGGACGCCGAGGCGCAGGAAUGCGCUCAGUACCUCCCCGGCCGCCUCGGCUGCCACUUCCCGGAGCUCGGGGCGCCGCGGACCACGGACGACUACGUGUUCCUGGUAGACGGGACCAGUCGCACAGACGCCGUGGCCUUCGUGGACUUUGCUCCCCUUUCCGCCGUGAUGCUCGAAAAGUACAAUCCUCCUGAAAACCUGACGGUCGCCCACGAAGAUUCGGGGACCGUCAUCCGGUGGGAAAACCCGGAGAGGCGAUUCAACUUAGCACCGAGCACCUUCUGGUACCAACUUCACAUCCAAAGCCAGGGAAGCUCCCAGGAGAGAGAACCGAUUUGUCAACGCGGACAUGAGAGAAAUGAGUACCGAGUACCCAGUACCGAGUCGAAGACAGAGCACACCUGCAUUUACAUACAUGCACUCAAGUCCACUGGCACCACCCACCUCACCGCGGGUUCCCACUUCCUCUGCCAUCUCUGUGCAGCUGCUGUGGGCGGGGUGACAUCAGCAUCCAUCUCCACCCUGAGGCCCCAGAUCCGGGUUCGGGUCCCGGGAGGGUCCUCCCUGAGGCAGAGGCUAUGCCCGUCCAUCCCCAAGGUGAAAGUGGAGCUGGCCGAGGGCUUCUGUCCUGGUGCCGAGUUUCCCGGGCGGCCUUGGGGUGCACAGGCGGGGCGGGGGGGGAGACCCCGACCCCCGGAGGCCGAGCUGAGGACGCAGCUGCGUUUCUAUGGCCGGAAGUUGCUCAACCGCGUUCUCCCGGAGGAUCCGACUCUGGAGUCCAAGCGGAGGGGGCACGGAGCUCAAGCUCAGACUGCGCCCACCAUGGCCCCCCUGUGGCUCCUCGUCCUGCUGACGCCGGGGUCUGUUUUGCUGACCCCUGACCCUGACCCGGGUGCGCCCGGCCCUUUCAGGAACCUGCGACUGGAGCCCAACGAGCGUAGGCUGAGCUGGGAGAUGGAUGCACACGGCCCCACUGGUUCGCCAGUCCUGUGUCAGAAGGAUGCACAGAAUCCGGUGGUGGCUUCUCAGCAGACGUGCACGUUCUACACGCUGUCCUUGUGCAACAUCACCCGGUUCACCGUCUACGUGCGGGACGACCCGGCCACAUCCACCUGGAUCCGCUUCCCCAAGGACGAUCCCAACCGCGGGGCUGCGGCCUCCAACCUGCAGUGCUGGGUGUACCACACCGACACCCUGACCUGCACCUGGGAGCCCGGCCGCACGGCCCCCGGCGACGUGCAGUACCGGCUGUUCUGGAGGAAGGCGGGUUCCGGGAGGGACCAGGACCAGGAGUGUCUGCACUACGGCCAGGACACCCUGGGGCGCAACGUGCGCUGUGACGUCAGCAACGUCUCCCUGGUCUCCCACCUGCUCAUGGUGACGGUGAACGGAUCCAGCCAGCAGGAACCAGUGUCCUGCAGCGACCGAUCCGUGCAUCUGAAGAGUGUAGAGGUGCUGAGUCCUCCCGAGAUCACGGCCCAGUGUAACAGAACCCACGCGCUCAUGCGCUGGAGCAUGAGGAGCCUCUUCCCUCGGACGUUCACUUACCACCUGGAGAUCCGGCAGAGCUCAACUUUUGUGUCCAACACGACGACCAAGGAAACCUCCUUCGUCCUGCUGCAUCCGGGAACCUUCACCGUCCGGAUCCGCGCGAAGUCGGAUGAGCAGAUCCGCUACACCGCCUGGAGCGCUCGGCAGUCGUUUGUGUGCGACGACUCUGCGGACACCCAGGUGCUGACUGUGGCGCUGCUGGUGUCCCUGGGGAUGGUGCUCAUGGCCUUGGUGACCCUAUUGCUGUUGUGCAGAAGGUCCUCCCUGUGGCAGUCGCUGUGCCCCCCCAUCCCCAAGGUGAAAGGGCUGCUGACACAAGGUGAUCCCGAGGUCACAUGGGUGGAGGCAAAUCUUCCAGAAAGUCUGCAGGAGCCUGAGGAAUUCCUCCGGGUGGAAGAAGCUGCAGGGCGUCCACCAGCAACAUGAUGUCAGUGGGCCAAGGUGCUUGUUGCUAAGCCUGAGGAGCUGAGUUCCAUCCCCCGGAGCUGUCUGGAGGAGAAAACCGAGUCCCACGGUGUCCCCAGGCCUCGUCGUCCUCUUCCGUCCUCCUCCUCUUCCUCCCCCUCCCCUCCUCCACCUCCACGGGCUCCUCUUCCUGCUUCCCAUCACACACCGCGUUCCCGGUGCGCCUUUCCCACUCAGUCCCCCUCAUUCCCCACUUCCUCUUCCCUGUCACACGCUCCUGGACUCCCAUGGGAUGGACACGCAAACACACGCAAUUCACGCUCAUAACGGUAGUGCGUAUGCAAAUUUAUGUAAAUCCGUAUAGAUUUAUGCAAAUCUCCCCCUCACCCGCUGGGCAUGUGCAAAUAUAUGCAAACAUUCACGUUUA
Nannospalax galili (Upper Galilee mountains blind mole rat) is the source of this 3257-nucleotide messenger RNA. RefSeq names its product interleukin 3 receptor subunit alpha (gene Il3ra). Gene Ontology annotation, molecular function: cytokine receptor activity; protein binding. Gene Ontology annotation, biological process: cytokine-mediated signaling pathway. Gene Ontology annotation, cellular component: membrane; external side of plasma membrane. The record is from RefSeq and is a predicted model, not a curated record. The transcript has 23 exons. Bases 248 to 2851 code for a protein of 867 amino acids. Lineage: Eukaryota; Metazoa; Chordata; Mammalia; Rodentia; Spalacidae.